AUGUUCCUCGCACUCGUGGUGACGCCAGAGCUGAGGGACUUCCUGGCCAGGGCGAGAGGUGGAGCGGUGCGCCUCAUCAAGGUGCGCAUCCAAGAUGGUGAGUGACCUGAGACCAAGGGCCGGUGUGGUAGACCCUGAGUGGAAUGAAAUGUUUAAUAGACUAUAUGGAGAUAUAGCGUAUUUGUAAGAGCUUUUUGGCGAGUGAUUGGAUGUUGUAGAUUAUGUAGGCCAUAAAUCAGAGAGUAAACAUCUUACACAAUCAAUCAGGCAGCUAUCCAGACCUUUCUACACUAUAAAUUGAUACGCAGAGUUCCAUCAACAAGUCCUUGAUGCAAUCCUGUUUUUGACCCGAGUCUCUGAAUUGUGACCCCGCAAGAUGGCACAUUAUUGAACUGUGAUCACCAACUACAGGCUUUUGUGGCCUUCUUGUACACCUGCGUUUUGAAAGUUGAAGAUUUUUCUCGUUAAACUUUUCUUCUGAAGUUUACGACUUUCAUAGUUCUUUUAUAGUGGCAGCUGCUCUUCUCUUUUCCUUUAGAGGGGGACAUGACCUCAGGUUGGAGAAUACCUCACAACAUAGCACAGUUUAUACACCUAAAGACAUCUGUAGUGGCCUUGAACCGUUCAAAGAGUUUUGAAGGCCAUUCAUUUUCAAGCAGGAGAUCAAGACUCUCAUAAGGAGAUGUCUCAUUACAUUUCUUCCUUUUUUCAUCGCUCACGGAAACCGACUGGAUUUGUUUCAGUCAGACUCCAGUCUUCUCAGUUAUACCUACAACAAUAAAAAUUUCAGAGAAGACUUAGGCACCUAUGACAUGGACAUUUUAUUUGAGGGAUGACCCCUUAAGAUGAGUAAUCCCUAUUCCAAGAGGGUCACUGAUCUCUGAAAACCAUCCAAAGUUGUCCAUACAAGCUUCCCUCUGUUCAAAAAUACUCUUUUGACAGUCUGAUAAAAUAUUCCACGAGCACAGUACAAAAAAAAUCCUCAAGCCGGCUGUAUUUCUCAAUGAAGGUAGCCCUAAAUAAAUUGUCCUCUUGCUUAGAUUUACAACACACAAACAAACAACUUUUUGUAUUGGGAAAUGAUUUAUAACAGUGGAACAUUACAGAUAUAUUAUGUUUUGUUUAAAGACAUUAAAAUCCAAGAAGAGCCCUCUCUAUUUCCAGCUACAGUAAUUUUUUUAUCCCUAACAGUAUAAUUGUCAUUAUUUUUUAUUCAGACCGCUGAAAAGGGUCCUCAAAGAUUCUGGGAACCAUCAGAGUACCAGUAAUUGUCAAUAAAAGUCCUUCCGGUUUUUCAAAGUUCACGGAGUUUCCAGAAAAAACAAACUCUGGCCGAAAGGCGAUACACGAGAGGGAGGAACUCGUGUCAGAAGAGAAGGAGAAUCUUGAGGAUGUGGUUUCUCAUUAAGAGGCCACAAACAAAACAAACGUAUGGUCAAACACCGCUCUGGACUUUGUGGAGCUUCUAGGAAAGCGGGAUUGCAUCAGCAGCACAAAAACAGACAGUUAGUGUGUCAGCUGAGCAAGUCUGAAAAACUGGGCAGUGAGUCAAUGGGUUUGUGGAGGGCGACUGAUGGGCAGACUGAUGUGUUCAUGAGGUGUUUAUAUCUUGUUUUCUUAUUAGACCAGUGUCACACUUGAAAUCUGAUUCAUGGCAGAUGCAUUCUGGGACAUUUUAGGGGCUAUCUUUGAUGUCUAUGGAUAUCAAAUGAAGGGUUUGGUUUCUUAUCUGAAGGGUUGAUGUCAGUGGAGACUCUGCGCUACAGAGACAGACAGAAAAAGGUUGUCGGAUCUGUUUUACUUCCCUGCUAGAGCCGGGGGAGAGCUUCCUGGGUGUCUCUUAGAUAUUUUGAGCGACAUGUGACUUGACAUGGCGUUUUGCUACCGCCUGGUGACACUCAUUAUUGCUCCAAUGUCAAAAGUGAAACAAGAUCACGGCUGAUUUCACCACCGCUGGUUUUAUAUUCCGCUCAUGGUCUAACCGUCCAAGUAUUUGCUUUUACUCACGAGUUUGUGUCUUUAAUUUUGAACUUUUAAGGUUACAAGCCAGCACACAAAAACCAGAGGGAGCUAUUUGUGUACAGCUGUUGUUAUAGAGUCACAUAUAUAUAACAGGUUUAAUGCAAAUGAAUCUUAAAAGACUGUAACAGAAAGAGAGAAUGGCAGAUGGAAAGUAUGUUAGCGCAGAGCAGGAAUGUGUUGUGGCCCAGAAUAGCAUCACGCCCCAAGAGACGGUCAGGAAAUCCCCUUGUACCCCACAAGGACAUCAGGCUUUAGGUGUUUGUUUUGUUUCAUGACGCCACGCUGGCAGGGUUUGCUUUGUCACUCCCAUCAGAACAAAACAACCUGUCCAGUCAGAAAAUUGAUCUGGCAGAAAAUUGACAAGAGGACUUGUUCUGCUGUGUGUGUGCAGCAAACACACAGAGAGCAAACAGUGAAAGCUUUGUGGUGUUUCAGUAAAGGUCUGCUUUGUAAGUUUACAACAGGAGCAGCGAUCAACAGAGGUGUCUGAAUAUUAAACAAACUGUCAGCAGGGAAGUUUAAUUAUCCAUUUACAAUCUAUAAACGUUAAGUGAUGAGAGGAUUCUCCGUUUUUAUCUGCUGUUUGAGAGCGUAAAAACAACAGUGUCAUCUUGGCUCAUAGAAAUAAGAUCAAGAAACAUUUAAUGAACAGUUUUCUGAACAGAUAUCAUUUAAUCUACUAAUUCAUUUUGACUGGGAAUCAAAAUAAUAAUGAAAAUAACUGUUGGUGAUAGUUGCGCAUACUCUCUAUGUUUCUAACCCUUUGAUGCCUUUUUUAUCAUCUUUGAUAUAUACUUUUAUGAUACUUCAAAUCAAUGAAAUCAACAAAUUACUAAAAAAAAAAAAACACCUGAAUACAGCCUGAUAUAUGAUAAAAAUGUCCUCUUGUGGUUUAUCAAUUUCCAAAAACAUCUAAUGUAUCAAACAAGAUAAAUAAAUGUAUUUGUUAAAUUUUAAAGACAUUUUUUGUUUUGUUUUUUUGUUUUCAGUAGUAAGUGAAAUAAACAUUUCAGCUCCAAAAAAAAUUUAAUUUCUGGCCUUAGUUUGUGGUUUCAGGUAUUAAAGGGCUCAUGAUGUAUUAGGAGUCUGUAUUUUCACUUUAAUAUUAACCGGAAUUGUUUACACAGACUUAAGAUGUAGUGACAAAUGAUGACAUGAAAGUGUCCAAGAAUGUUAAAACAAGGAGAGUAUUGACAUGAACGGCCAUUUUUACUUAUCUGUUUGUCAGGACUGGUACAACGCAUCUUCAGAAGAUGUGCAGAAGUGAUGUCAGGAAAUGUCGGGGUCCUGACAUUAAAAAAAUGAAUCUUUAAGAAAUAUUUUGUUCACUUGUAGCUCUUUAAUGCCUGACACCAAAAAUCAUGGCCAGAAAAUUGGCUAAAAUGUUUAUUUCAUUUACUACUGAAAACCAAAAUAAUCUAAAUGUCCUUAAAAUUUAACAAAUAUAUUUAUUUAUUUAUAUUUAUUUUAACGUUUGAUACGUUAGAUGUUUUUGGAAACUAAUAAACUACAAGAGGACAUUUUUAUCAUUCAUCGGACUGUAUUCAGGUGUUUAUUUUAGUAAUUAGUUCAUCAUAUUGAUUUGAUAGAGGUAUAUAAAAAUAUGUAUCAAAUAUGAUACAAAAGGCAUUGAAGGGUUAAUGUUGUUCAAAUCUGGUAAGUCACUCUCAGUUUGUUUCCCAUUUGCUGUUUUCUGUUAACCGUUCAGUUUUAAUGUUUCCUCAAUCUUUAGUAGCAUGAAUCAGUUACAGACCAACAUGUCGUUAACUUUCAUGAGCUGCUUGAAGACGUCUUUCCUAGAACAGUAUUUCUUGCAGUGGAGUAAGUUCAUGCAGUUUGUUACCACAUUCCUGUCAUAUUUCCACAUCAACUUUCCUCUCUCUUGUGACUGAAAACUGCAGAGUCCUUGAACUCCAGCUGUAUGGUAUGUCCCAGUGUGUUGUAUCGACUCUGUUACAUAUGGAGGACUGUGAGGUAUGUGAUGAGUUGUGGUCUGAUUUUCAGAGCAGCUGGUGCUUGGGGCCUACAGAGAGCCAGAGAGGAGCUGGGACCGGGACUACGAUCGCUUCCUGCUUCCUCUCCUGGAAGACCAGGAGCCGUGCUACAUCCUGUACCGCCUCGACUCCCAGAAUGCACAGGGCUACGAGUGGAUCUUCAUUUCCUGGUCUCCUGAUCAGUCUCCAGUAGGCCACAGCAUGUACACACUUCAUUUGACAGAUUAUAGUGUGAAAAGUGUUUUAGUCAAGCCACCAAAACUCCUGUCAGGGUCAAGUGUGGAGUUUCUGAGUCCUAAGAUAAGAUAAGAUAAAAUGUUCCUUUAAUAGUCCCACAGGGGGAAAUUCCAAAAUUACAGCUGCAUAGUAUGGAUACAAAAAGCAUAAAAUUAAAAGAUAAAGAAACUUUGAAUUAAAACAUGCGUCAUAUUUACAUCUGUACUAAAUAAUAAAUUUUACAUAAUAAAAUGAUUUAUUGCACAUUUAUUGCAUUUAUCCUUUUCUUUAUCUGACGUUUGCAGAGCCGGCCCAAGGCAUAAGCGAACUAAGCGCCUGCUUAGGGCCCCACGGCCAAUAGGGGGGCCCCCAAGAGCAAUGAAAAAAAACAAAAAACAUUUAAAAUAUUUUUUAUUUUUUGCAUGUAUGAGUGAUGCUUUCUGUAUGAUCAAAUAUAUAUUAUCGUAAAAAUAAAAUAAAGUAAAAAACAUUUUAGUGCUGCUGCUAAUGUAGGCCUAUGAUUCUUACUGCCGAUAUGUCAAAGCUCCGCUACCGUUAUGUGCCUCUGCUGUGCAAUGUGCACUGAGCAUCUGAAGCGCAGGUAGUUGUGGGGCAAAUAAUGUCGCAAAGAAGGACAUAUCCUUCAGGAGCAGAGAAAAGAAAGAGGAAGAAGAGAAAAAACGGCAAGAGAAAGGUAUGUCAUAAAUGUUAAUCAAAAAGAUUUGUGAAGGUGUGUGAAUGAUUAAAAAUCAAUAUUAUUGGCAGAAAUAGAGGGCCCCCAAAAUCAAAUUUUGCUUAGGGUCCCAUUGAGGCUUGGGCCAGCUCUGGACAUUUGGCACAACUACUGCUUUAAUAUCUUAGAGAGCAAAAUGCAAAAUGUCAGACCUUGCUCAAAACUAUGUAACUUCUUAAGACCCUAGACAACAAAACUAAGAAAAACAACAUUAAAGCAGUCUUGAAUGGCCCUUGUCUCUAUGUUCACAGUGUGAAUGCUGUUGUUGCUCGAGUUCAAGUCCAAGUUUCACUCAUCAGACAGGAGUCCUUGAAAUUAGAGCUCUAUUUGGAUGCUACUCUGCAACAAUGAGCACAGAUUAAUGUAUUAACAGAUAAAAUGAAGCAAAAUAACAAAAUAGAGACAUAUAAAGUAGGAUAUAGACAACUUUCUCAUAAUAUAAUAUUGUGGAAAUAGAAUUUAUGAAUGUUUUAGAAGCAGUACAGGGUCUUCUUUAGACCUCAGAUAAACACAAAGGAUUUAAAAAGCCAACAUUCACAUUCAGAGAAAAACAGUCUCAGCUCUCUCAAGGCCCGUGCACUAACGCUACAUUUCCUAUUCAGCAUAAAAAAACAUCUUUCAUGACAUUGUCUGGCUUUGUGAAAUCUGUUUCUAUUAAACCCACCAGUUCACUCCUAAACCUGAAAAUCAUCAGACUCGGCUCAGACUUCAUGGUCAGAAUUAUGACUACAUCACUGGGGUUAAGCUAAAAACAAGUCAAGUCCUACUUUAAACCAUUUUUGAUUUUAUCUUGGUUACCUGAUCAAACACAUUAGUUUAGAGUUGUUUCUCUUUUUGAUCAGACAUCGUUUCCUUUGUGUUGGUUACAGGUGAAACAGAAGAUGUUGUACGCUGCCACUCGUGCAACAGUAAAGAAAGAGUUUGGCGGCGGCCAUGUGAAGUAUGAGAUGUUUGGCACAGCUGAGGUGAGGGAAAUUCAAACCCAUUUCAGUUCACUGUGACAGACAGUCUAUUCUGCUGCCAUGACGUCGCACUGGAGGUGUCUGUUCUGUGGUCAUCCAUCUUUUCUUGCUUGCAUCACUAGGAGGACAUCUGUUUGCUGGGUUACCAGCGUCAUGUGUCAUCCUGCUCAGGUCCUGCCCCGCUCACAUUAGCUGAACAGGAGCUCCAGCGGAUCAAAAUCACAGAGGUGAGAGGUCAGCAUGGCUUCAGCUGUGUCGUCAUCACUGCAUGUGCCAAAGACUCAAUAUAAGCCCUUCUAUUUUGAAUUUAAUGUUGUUUCAUUCUCUCUGCAGGGCCGGGUUAAACAGGUACGAUGCUACAUCAUUCAUUAAAAGUGUAUUUUUUUAUAUGAAGUUUGAUUUGAAGUAGAAAGGAGGUGACAGAAACAAACCCAAAUGCAUUGGUUAGAAUUAAAAGAUUGAUUUUUUGACACAUUUUUUGGCUUUUCCUUUGGAGCCCUGUACUGAUCAGUGUGUUACUUGCUGCCCCCUGCAGGUGAAGACAGAGAUCAGCGUGGAGAGUAAACACCAGACACUUCAAGGCCUCGCUUUCCCUCUACAGGAGACAGCCAAAAGAGCCUUACAGCAGCUCGCCCAAAAACGCAUCAACUACAUACAACUGGUAAAGCCUGAGGAGAAAUACAGGAUCUCUUUAAAACACGGAGACAUCACUGAUAUGUUAGGUUUCUUCUGUUUUUAACCGACUUAUUGACCAUUUCACUGGUUUUGUUUUUUUUAGCGGUUGGAUGUAGAGAAAGAGAUAAUUGACCUCGUCCACUGCAACCCGACAGAAACUCGAGAUUUGGCCCACAGAGUACCCAAAGACACUCCAAGAUACCACUUCUUCCUCUACAAACACUCCCAUGAAGGAGACUACCUGGAGUCUGUGGGUAGGUCACUGAUCCCAUAAUCCUCCUCUUUUUUACAUCUGUACAAGUUGUACAAGCAUGAGCGAGGAGGGCUACAUCCUGUGAACACCUGGUGUGCAGACACUGAGAGACGCUUAGAAAAACACGAGUUCAUCCCUUCUGGUCUUUAUCAGAUGUUCUGAACAGUUUUGACAGGCUUUAAAUAAAGCAGUACUUAGGCUUGACUUAUAUCUGAUUUUCCCCUUCCCCAUUUUUUAUUGAGGAAUUUGCAUUGGUCCCAGAAGGUCAAAAAAUCCAUCAUUCAAUGAGGAGAAAGAACAAUUUGGGGAAAAGUUCAGAAGGCAAUAAAUUAACAUACACAUCAAAUACAUUUUUCAGGCUGAUCUAUGUCUGUGUGAAAUUACCCCAAACAUCUCUAAGGUAACCUCUAUUAUUCUAAUGUUUUACUAUGAAUGUGUAUUUAAUGCAUCAUAUAGCGCCCUUAAAAAUCAACCAAUCAUGGGUUUGUAUUGGUCUGGAGAGGUCAGAUACCCAUUAUUAAAGCAUCUGUGAGGAGUUUUUUGAUAUUAAUGAAAAAGAUGGAAAUUCAGAUUGGUGCUUUUUAUAUGAUUUUCAAAAAGAAAUGAGACCAUGAUUUUUAUAAACUGUAGUUUUAAAUGCCUAAAACUCAUGUAAGGGGGUAGGUGUCAGCCCAACAGCUAAAAACACAGCCCUGGUUUUACAAUUUUCAUAUCAAAUAUUCCCAACAUAUAGACUGUAUAUACUAUGGACAACUUGGUUCUGCCUUCCGCUAGUAUACGGAUUUGAAGCCAAAAAGCUCUCGGUAUUUCCAGGUUUUUUCUCCACUUCCUGAAACCAACAUUGCGCAGUAGCGUUGUACACAUUCGGCGGGAGAGUCACUGUGAUGACACUCGGCUCAAACAGCGUAUCUCCUGCAUGUAUAAUGUCCAAAAAUAGUGUCAAAAUAAGUGUUUUUCUGAUAUCAAAGUGCUGCAGAUUUCCUCAACAGAGCAUACACUUACACUGAUAAGUACCUCAUACAACCCCGCCCAAUUAUUCCUUUCACUUUGUUAGACUUCAGAAGCUUUUCUCUGAAUUUGUGUGUCUGUCUGAGUAAUAUUACAUAAUGAUGAUCUUAUUUGCUUUUGGAUAUCAAAAAUGUAAAAAAUAUUUUUUUUAAGUACAUGUGGCUCUGUUUACUGCUGGAACAUUUCACACCUACACCCCUUUUCCCAGUUUCCUGUUGAUGCUUGUUUGAUCAAUAUCAGGUACAAAAACACAUUUUUGAUUCUCAUUGGUCUUUCUCUUUCUAUCUGCAGUGUUCAUUUACUCUAUGCCAGGAUACAGCUGUAGUAUCAAGGAACGCAUGUUGUAUUCCAGCUGCAAGAGCCGAUUACUGGAGGACGUGGAGAGAGAUUAUCAUUUGGAAAUUGCUAAAAAGGUAACCCAUGAAUAAAAUGUUGACCACUUUUUCAAUGGCCUCUAGUAACUUCUGAUAACACUGGUGCAAUGUUUGCCACGCUCUUGCAUGUGCAGAGGGAAGUUAGCAGCUGAUUUGAAUUAUAAGUGUUUCAAAAUAAAGCAGUCAGACGUCAUGUUGGAGUAGAAAACUUGCAGAAAACCAGCAGCAAUGAUGAACGAGUAGAAACAAAUUCACUUUAGAGGGUGAAUUUCCUCGAAGUGUGGAAAAAAUAAAACCUCACCCUCCUUUAAUGGUCCCUAACAAAACGCAGCAUUAAUCACAGUCAAACGGUGGCAAAGGUAACAGUGAUGCAAGGCUGAGUGAGAAAUGCUGAUGCACACUCACAUACAGCUCAACACAUGAUCCCUUGUAGGCCCCCUUCAGGUGGCGGUGCAAAUCAAUAUAAUAAAAAAAAAUAAGGGGGCUCAUUGUGGGAGUUUUCACACAUUAAAACUGAAGACUGUUUCAAACUCUCACAACCUCAAGCUAAAAAAUAAACAUCGGUAAUAUGUUGCAGUGGCGCCAAAUGAAUUUCAUGUCCUAAACUUUGCGACCAAAUCUUUGUGAUUUUCUUUUCAUUAUUUUGUAGCUGGAGAUCGACGACGGAGAUGAACUGACAGAGGAUUUUUUGUACGAAGAGGUCCAUCCCAAGCAGCACGCCCACAAACAGGCCUUCGCCAAACCCCGUGGGCCUGCGGGGAAAAGGGGACACAAGCGCCUCAUCAAGGGUCCAGGAGAGAAAGUACAGGACAGCUAG
Messenger RNA from Xyrichtys novacula (pearly razorfish), 9054 nucleotides. The record is from the annotation of a GenBank genome assembly. Lineage: Eukaryota; Metazoa; Chordata; Actinopteri; Labriformes; Labridae.